AACCAUGUCGGACCUCAGCACCAAGAAGCGGAAGCGAGAUGGCGAGAAGAACCCUUCGUCGAAGAAGAAGGUCGCCAUUGACGCACCGGCUUCGACUGCCACCGUCUCCUCCGUCCUUCGGCCCAAAUCCUGCCCUCCUGUAGUUGUCAGCACUCCCGGGAUGGAGAUGCCCUCAGAUCUAGUGUUCAACUCAUAUCUCCCCAAGACUGCGUCAUCAAAAUCGAAGAAGAACGCCGACAAGAGGCUUCUCCUUCACUCUACUACCCACCGAAACCUAGACUACACAGCACGAGAAGAAGAGGGGCGCGACUCGAAGCCACUGCGAAGAAGAUGGUUGUGCGCGGCACCGUUCGUUCCAAGCAGGUCCCGACUUCUGCAUCUCAGCAGCAGGAGAAGAAGACGGGAUGGGAAAAUGCUAACAGAAAAAAAGACCAUGCUCGACCAGAGAACAGAUCUUGGCCAGACGUUCGGAACGAAAAAGGCCAAGAAGGCGAUCCAGGACAAGGUGCUCAACGCAAUCACCCCACAGAGAAAGACGGCCGACGGCAGACCGGUCCAGCUGGACGACGCCUCCAAGGCGACGCUCAGCUCAAUCGGCGCCGUCACAUCCACAAUGGCCUCCCGAGAAGAGCUGCAGGCAGUCAUCGACGAGGCCAAGCCGGUGCCCAAGGCCAACCUCGACGCCGACGAAAUCUACGACGUGUACCGCCCCGAGGAGCUCAUCGGAGCCGACAUCCUCAAUCUCGUCCCCAUCCGCGAGUGGCAGGAGAAGGCCAAGCACGGCGAGAGCAUCCAGUUCCGCUCCCGGUACGUCGUCUCGCGCGUGCAGGCCAUUGCCUCGAACGAGUCCGCCGAGAUGCGCCUGCGCGUGCUGCGAUACCUCUCCAUCGUCCUGCUCUUCUACCUCUACUCCAAGCCCGGUCGCCAAAGGGGCACGCGGCAGGUCCCCCCGCGCGACAAGCUCCGCGAGCUGCUCGCCCCCGCGCCCGAGGCCGUCAUCGAGAACAUCCGGCGCAAGUUCUCCGACGCCGGCCAGCUGCGCAAGUUCCACAUCGACCUGCUCAUCGCGCACUGCUGCGCGCUCGCCUGCAUCGUCGACAACUUCGAGGUGGACACGCAGGCCCUGCGGGACGACCUGCGGAUAGACCAGCGCAUGAUGAAUCAGUACUUCCACGAGAUUGGCGCGAGGGUCAAGCCCGUCAAGGACAAGACGGAGGACCGCAUCCUGCACGUGGCGAAGCUCGCGCUGCCGCUGGAUUUCCCGAAACAGCGACAGAUCAGGGCGCGCCGAUGAGGAAAAUGUAAUGAGAAUAUUGGUGAGAUGGGGGGGCAUUGCAAAGGGCGAUGCACAUUUUUACGGAGUAUGUAGUACCUUUGAUCAUUCAGCUUUUGUCAGUGUAUAGAGGCAUU
Trichoderma citrinoviride is the source of this 1410-nucleotide messenger RNA. RefSeq lists its product as hypothetical. Gene Ontology annotation, biological process: transcription elongation by RNA polymerase I; nucleolar large rRNA transcription by RNA polymerase I; RNA polymerase I preinitiation complex assembly. Gene Ontology annotation, cellular component: RNA polymerase I complex. The record is from RefSeq and is a predicted model, not a curated record. The coding region runs from base 5 to 1294 and encodes 429 amino acids. Gene Ontology annotation, molecular function: DNA binding. Lineage: Eukaryota; Fungi; Ascomycota; Sordariomycetes; Hypocreales; Hypocreaceae. The transcript has 6 exons.